AUGGCUUCGGACUCUCACAGUAAUCGCCCAGAAGAAGCCAAGAAGGGUAUUGACCAAGCACUUCUUGACUAUUUCGCCACUGAAGAGCCUGGAUCGACAACUGAGACCGUUUCUGGCGAUGACGUCUCGGCAAUUUUGGCAGACAUUGAAGAUAUCAUCGACUGCCUUUUGAGUCUCGCCCCUUCCAUACAUAACGGAACCGAGCCAAAGCUUACGCCCAACACUUCCCAAACAAGUACGGAGUCAAACAGCCAGCUAGAGCGAGACACGCAGCUUGUCCGCGCAUCUUCCCCAACCAUAGAUUCUAUGAUCGCAGAAAGACUGCUCAUAGCCCUCAGCUGGCGCCGGACCCUCAUUGCCAAUUGGCGAGAUCCGUCUUUAAAGACCAAUGAUCCAGAGAAAAGUAAGAGAAUAUGA
Diaporthe citri is the source of this 417-nucleotide messenger RNA. RefSeq lists its product as uncharacterized. NCBI's taxonomy places the organism in Eukaryota, Fungi, Ascomycota, Sordariomycetes, Diaporthales, Diaporthaceae. The transcript has a single exon. The record is from RefSeq and is a predicted model, not a curated record. Bases 1 to 417 code for a protein of 138 amino acids.